GGACCGCCGGAGCGGGGGGAUCCGCCGCCAUGUCGUUCUACCGCGCGCUGUCGAAGCAGCUGGUGAAGACCAUGAGCGCCCAGCGCGCCGUGGUCCCCUGGUACCAGCAGGAGCAGCAGCUCAGCCCCCUGGAGGGCUGGUUCAAGGACAACCUGUACCCGCUCUGGUUCCGCUUCGUCAAGGGCCCCUACGAGCGCUACCAGUACGAGCACAACGUCGCCGACCUGCGCGGCUACGGGCUCAUGUUCGACGACCAGCACAACACCCACGAGCCCGUGGUGGAGAGGGCCAUCGAGCUGCUCCCCCACGACCUGGCCGUCGGCAGGUACCGCCGCAUGAUGCGCGCCUUCGAGAUGAACGCGAAGAAGAACCACCUGCCCCUGGAGGAGCAGAACUACGACCCGAUGGUCCCGUACAUGGCGCCCUUCAUCGAGGAGGCCAAGUUCCAGAUGCAGGAGGAGCAGGAGCUGCUGCAGUUCCACCCGUGGGACCGCCGCCUCUACAGCGGCCCGACCACCGGGUUCGGCGAGUCCACGCCCUACUCCACGUUCAGCUGCUGGUGA
Prorocentrum cordatum is the source of this 563-nucleotide messenger RNA. The record is from the annotation of a GenBank genome assembly. Lineage: Eukaryota; Dinophyceae; Prorocentrales; Prorocentraceae.